AUGUUUAAUCACUCGUGCAGGUAUUCAUAUAUACCCAAGAGUUCUGGCAAGGAACGGCUGCAGGUGUCUACGAUACCUGGUUUCGUUCACACUGCAGCGUAUGCGAUGUAUCUUUUUCUUUUCGAUACAGAGUCCAGCUCUCCGCCUAACGUCUUAAAACGACAAUGGGAACAGCUACCUCCUUCGACAACCGACACCUUUCGCUCGGUUGCGAAGGCAAUAUUUGAUACCGGUGAUUCAAAAAAUCUCGGUUUUCGAUUUACCGAAAGCGAUGCGUGGUUCCUCGUUGGUGACUACGCGGCCCGACCUAGAAAGAUCCCGCUGAAUACGACAGGCCAACCAAAACCUCGUCAGAUGCGCAAACAAGGCAGAGACGAGUCUCCAGGCCCUCGCAUUCCCUUAGCCGCAUCGCGGAGGAAUAGCAUCGCAGUGGAUCUUCCCCCCGCCGAUGCAAGUCGCGCCGGAACAUUGGAGCCCGAUAUAAAUUCUGCAGAGGACCAUGACCUUCCUACUUGGGCCACCCUGAGCUUUGAAACUACUGCAAUGCCGCCGAGGAAACGUCAGCGCACAGACUAUGAAUACGUGUAUGGGAUAGGGAAACAUAUGUAG
This is a messenger RNA of Desarmillaria tabescens, 609 nucleotides long. RefSeq lists its product as uncharacterized. The transcript has 4 exons. NCBI's taxonomy places the organism in Eukaryota, Fungi, Basidiomycota, Agaricomycetes, Agaricales, Physalacriaceae. The coding region runs from base 1 to 609 and encodes 202 amino acids. The record is from RefSeq and is a predicted model, not a curated record.